CUCAUAGAUUUGGGAGCUGUGAUUGAUGAGACUAAUGAAGAGGGCCAAACUCCACUGCAUGUUGCAGCGCUAUACGGCAAGCCAGCGAACCUAAAACUGCUCAUCGACAAGGGUGCAAAUAUAGAAGCCAGAGACGGUAGAGGCCGAACACCCGCCCUCUUUAUGUCUUUUGAGGAGCAGCGAAAAGAGUGUCUCCGAGUGUUGAUAAAGCAUGGCGCGGGUGUAAACGUCGCUGAUCACGAGGGCAGAACUCCGCUAUAUCUCGCAGCCGGGGACGAGACUAUGGAAGACUUCGUCCCAGAGUUACUCGAAGCUGGCGCUGCCGUUGACGUGGCCGUCGAUGAUGGUUAUACCCCAUUGCAUCAGGCAGCAUAUUUCAAAUGUACCAAGGCUAUAAAAGCACUCGUUGAACACGGAGCCAAUACCGAAGCGGUGAACACUGACGGAGAAACG
Molecule: messenger RNA, 453 nt
Organism: Trichoderma harzianum CBS 226.95
Lineage: Eukaryota; Fungi; Ascomycota; Sordariomycetes; Hypocreales; Hypocreaceae
Exons: 1
Molecular function (GO): protein binding
Source: RefSeq, a predicted model, not a curated record